Daldinia caldariorum is the source of this 2480-nucleotide messenger RNA. RefSeq lists its product as uncharacterized. Gene Ontology annotation, biological process: cleavage in ITS2 between 5.8S rRNA and LSU-rRNA of tricistronic rRNA transcript (SSU-rRNA, 5.8S rRNA, LSU-rRNA). Gene Ontology annotation, cellular component: nucleus. Lineage: Eukaryota; Fungi; Ascomycota; Sordariomycetes; Xylariales; Hypoxylaceae. The record is from RefSeq and is a predicted model, not a curated record. Gene Ontology annotation, molecular function: polynucleotide 5'-hydroxyl-kinase activity. The coding region runs from base 101 to 2422 and encodes 773 amino acids. The transcript has 4 exons.
UAAGAACUUCAUCUUUUACUUUAUUUCCUUUAGAUUAACUAAUACCGAAGCCUCGCCUUUUUUAAAAUAUUUUUAUAAACCUUCAUAGCUAAAAGUUGUCAUGGCUACAAGUAAGAAAAGAAAACUAAACGUAUCUGAACCUCCACAAGUUAUGAGCGCCUUUGCUCUUCGCAAAAGAUUACUCAACCAGCAAAUCGCCAAUUCACCACCCAAUAUAGACACAACCAAUGAGACUACAUCAACUCCCGAAGCCCCAUCAACAUCAGGUACUUCAGGUACUUCAGAAAAUGGCACUCCUCGAAGCCUCAGAAAGACUAGAAGAAGUCUAAAAACUCAACAACAGUCGAGUACUGAUAAUGAGCCUAGCACUAAUGUGAAAGUCAUAUUACCGGAAAUUUCAUCUCCACUAAAAGAUACCUCUAUUAUCUCUGGUCAUCCUGGUGGUUCAUCUAGAAGUCCGUCACCCUCUAUAGACGGUGAUGAGAUAUUGGUAAAGCCGACUAAUUCGUUACCAAUCCAUCUCUCCACCUUCAAACCAUCUAAGAGCAACUACCAAAAACGAAGAGAUGGAAGGAUAUUACUAAAGCUAUCUGAUGGUGAUCGUUUGGUGAUUCUCGGUAGCUAUGGCAUACGAGUGACAUCUGGUGAAAUAACUCUUAAUGGUGCCACGUUAAGGAAUUCGGAAAGGGUGCACUGGGUGGAUGCACCGCAUUGCCAUGCGCUACCUGUUCUUAGGUGUCCGGAUAAUGCCAGCUUGGAAUUACUCCCCCAUCCCGUCGCCGCUGGCCUGGGAGGCUUAGGGAGGCUUGCUCCUCAGUUCCGGAAGCUUUGGAAUGAGCCUGAUGCGUUAUCAAAUAAGAAAACCAGGUCGCCCGACCCAACAUUCACAAUACUAUACACCUCAGCGGAUGGUCCAAAGAAGACAAUGCUACAAAAUCUAGUAUCUCCGCCGGAAUGGAAUAGGGAGAUUGCAAAAUUAGUCAAUCUAUCUAGCUCGAAACCCUGCUCCUUUAUGAUAACAGGACCAAAGUCUUCUGGAAAAUCCACAUUUGGCAAGCUGCUUGCCAACCGACUUGUUACAGAUCAGUUGAAUACCACUAAACGCAGACUUCACCGGGGAGUAGCCGUGCUAGAUCUUGAUCCGGGGCAACCUGAAUAUUGCGUCGCCGGCCAAGUCGCUCUUGUACUCCUAACUGAACCUGUGUUUAGUCCCUCAUUCUGUCGUCCUCUUCCUUGUCCAGAAAUCCAAAUCAUUCGAUCGCAUACAUUAGCAUCCAUAUCUCCAGCCUCAGAUCCGGAACUAUAUCUCGAAGCUGCAAUGGAUCUUAUGACACAUUAUCGGAAUGUUUUAGGACGUUAUCCCCUCAUCAUAAAUACUCCGGGGUGGAUCCAAGGGACCGGGCUUGACCUUCUCACAUCACUCAUCACAAAUUCACGGCCUACGGAAGUGUUGUAUAUGUCCGAGUCCGGCCCAGCCGAAGUAGUAGAGACGCUACAGGAAUUUUGCAAAACUACUACUUUUACUACGCUCCCUUCCCAGGCCUCUAAAAUCAGCUCGAGAACGUCAGCACAUCUCCGUUCAAUGCAAACUAUGUCAUACUUCCACGCCGAGCAACAGAGUUCUGCUGUUGAUGGAUGCUGGAUGCGGUGGAAUAACAAGCCAUUGACAAGUGUACCUCCUUGGCAAAUCAGUUAUAGAAGCCAUGACCGAGGAAUAUUCGGGAUCAUGUGUUAUGAUUACCAAACCCCGGUAGAUCUGCUAGCUGAUGCCAUCAAUGGAACAAUCGUUGCAAUUGUAGCAGUCGAAAGUGUACAAGCUUUCAGGCAUUCCGAAGAGAAUGCUACACUGCCUGGCGAUAUUACUUCCGAUACAAUGGAUAUAGAUGAGGCCGAUGAAGGGCCCCAGAAAUCCAUGUCACCGUCUUUUUCAAGCUUGGAAAAAAAUACCAUCAUUAGGACUCCCGAGGGUAUUCCGUUUAUAGACACUACAAACGGAAUCACCCUUGACCCGAAAUUUUCCCACUCUCUUGGCCUAGCCCUUGUUCGUGGAAUCGAUGUCGAAAAUGGCUUGCUCCAGAUUUUGACGCCUUUGGGAGCUGAGAGGAUAGAAGAGGUUACAUCGAGAGGGUGCGAAAUCGUGCUUGUCAGUGGCAAAUUUGACACGCCGAGCUGGGCUUAUACCGAGGAGCUAUAUUACCGGGCUCAUGAAGAGGUAGACGACGGCACAGAUGCGGACGAGACGAUGGAUACUGAAGAUACUCCUGGUGGUAUCUCUGAGGCUGAAAAUAACGGUUUGGCAGGGUCCACGGAUGCAACUUCGGUGCCGUGGGUAGAGGUGUUGCAUGGAAACCAGAAACGUGGCGUCGGCUCGAAAGUCUGGCGAGUGAGACGCGAUUUAGGCCGUUCUGGCAAUGGUAAUUAAGAUAUAUUGAGUUCUGAAAAUCAAUAAAUUCAGCUCAGACUCUCAUGAGCCCUUAUAA